CUUUCUUCCUUCCUUCCUUCCUUUCUUUCUUGAACCUUGAUACUUCAUCAUGUGCGAUUUGUCUGAUCCCAAGAUUGUUCAAGCUUAUACCGAAAUUGAACAAUAUGACGACACUAACUGGCUGAUUCUCGGUUACAAUGAUACCCGCGAUGUCAUUUCGCUUUACUCUAAAGGCUCUGGAGGCUUGAGCGAGUUUCGCCAGCAUCUUUCCAAUGAAGUCCUGUAUGGUUUCGUACGUGUCGACGAUCGUUUCAUUCUGAUCACCUGGGUGUCCGAACAAGUCAGUGGUGUCCGACGAGCUCGAGCACUUGUACACAGUCGAUCGGUGGCAGCAUUAUUAAAGUCGCAUCAUGCGCAAGUUACAGCGUCUUCGCAAAACGACGUGAGCGACGCCAAUAUUCGCACUCGACUCAAGCUGAACGAAAAUCAGGUACCAAACCGGUCUCGACCUCCGUCCAUGUCUGAACGCAAACGAUCCUCGCUUGCUGCACGUCGUAAAUCGCAACAAACGCCACCCAACCCCGAACAAGUGACCGAUGAGCCAGAGUCCUUUGCUGAUGCUAGCGAAGAAUUCCCUCCGUCCCCACAACAAGACAACUCGGAAGCUUUGCGACGUCAGCAUGAAGAGCAGCUUCAUAAGGAGGCCGAAAAGAAGGCCCUCGAAAAACAGCAGCAAGAGGCUCUCGAAAAGCAACAACAACAACAACAGCAGCAACAGCAACAGCAGCAGCAGCAACAAAAAGAAGCGGAACAGAAGGCUCUGGAAAAGCAGCAGGAAGAGGCCGCUAAUAAGCAACACAAGGAACACGAACGAAAACAGUUGGAAGAAGCAGAAGCUAAAAAGAAACAACAGGUUGAGGCUGCUGCUAAGAAGCAAAAGGAAUUGGAGGAAAAGAAAAAGGCCGAGGCAGAGGUCGCUGCUAAGAAGAAGGCUGCUGAAGCUGAAGCCAAGAAGAAGGCCGAGGCGGAAAAACGUCGUUUGGGAGAGCAAAAGGCUAUGCAGCGACGUAUGGAAGAAGCCGAGAAAAGCAAGGAUGUCAUGUUGGUCGGAUAUGCUUCCGUUCAGCCGAACUCGAGUCCGUUUUGGAGACGGCGAUACAUCAUGAUCCGCGGCAAGAACUUGAUGUUUUAUCGCGAUGAGCUGAGCCAAACGCCUGUUAGCGUGAUCGACUUGAGAACCGUGACGCGCCUUAGCCCCAUUGACCAGGAACGCGAGACGUUUGUACCAAACGCAUUUGUUCUUGAAACCCAGAAGGAAGGUUCAUACCAGCUUUUUGCAGACAACAAGCGCGAAUGUACAACCAUCCUCACUGCGCUACAGACUGUCAUUUCGGCAUAAGUUUUCCCUAUUUCCUUUUUGAACGAUCCUAAUUUAUUCCCUUCGCAACACCCUCUCACUCUAUCUCCAACGUUACCAUCAGCAACUACCACUACUACUACUACUACUACACCGACACCACCGCUAUGUACACCCCUUCUUCUUUUUUCUUUCUAUUAUUGAG
Molecule: messenger RNA, 1502 nt
Organism: Zychaea mexicana
Lineage: Eukaryota; Fungi; Mucoromycota; Mucoromycetes; Mucorales; Lichtheimiaceae
Exons: 8
Coding region: 50-1339 (429 amino acids)
Biological process (GO): regulation of actin filament polymerization
Cellular component (GO): actin filament; plasma membrane; cortical actin cytoskeleton
Molecular function (GO): actin filament binding
Source: RefSeq, a predicted model, not a curated record